ACUUUUUACUAUUGUUACCAAUAUUGUUGACGUGUUUUGAACUACAAACGCAUUAGAAAAUAUUUUUAAAUUUAAAUACAAGUAAAAUAAAUAUUUGUUAGUUGACAAAUUUUGUUUAUAAAAGAACUGUUUCAAAAAACUGCUUAAAAAACUGUUUAAGAAAACUGUUUAAAAAAAACUGUUUUAAUUAUAAAAAUAAUAAUAAUAAAAAACUUAAUAAUUUAAUAAUGCAGGAGAAAGAUGACAGUGCUUGGGUUUUUGAUUCCUUAAUUGGCUUUUUACAAGGACCAAUUUGGUCUGCACCGCUUAUGACAUUUAUAGAAGAAAAUUCUCUGAUUUUCGAACCUGACACUGAGGAUUGCAAGGAAUAUCGAGAAGUUUAUCAGGAGUAUAAAAAUUUAGUCGAUCUACUCCUUGGAUGUUACAUGGAGGACAUGGGAAUAACUUCUGAACAAUUUGAAAUGGCUUGUGCUGUUAACAGUAAUACGAGGAUUCCGAUUCAAUUUCAACAAGCUAUUUUGCAGAGUUUAUUCGAACAAAUCUGGGCGGCCAACGAAUUUGAAAUAUUUAAGCGAAUGAUGAUUCAAAAGAAUUUGGAACUUCAACUGCAAGCACUGAAUAUGAUCGAACAAAAAUAUGGCCUGACACCUGCGUCGUUAACCUGUGGCAAUGACAAUUUUCCCGACGAUGAAAUCGUUAUGGAGCAAAUUCUCAAUCGACGGGAUAAUAAAGAAGAAAUACAGGAAAAUUCAGUGGCUUCCGAAGAGGAGGUUCCAUUGAAGGAGGAACGAGAACGUUUAGCUCAGGAAUAUCAGAAUGAACGCAUUCGAAUGGCAGAGGCUAUUAAAACAUCGGGAAAUUCUCCAUUAAACACAAGUCUUGAUAAAGAGAGAAAAUUCUUGGAAACUUUGCCUGAAACUUCUGUUGACGAGGCGGAUAUUCCCGAGGAGCAAUCUUCAGUUUCUUCAAAAUCAGAAGAAUCACUUGAAGCCAAAGAAAAUACUGUGAGAGACGAGGACAUAAAAAAGCGGCAGAAAUACCUAAAAGCCCAACGAGAUAAAUUGGUGAUCCUGAAAAAGAAGGCUCGAAGUGAAAGACUGGAGAAAAACGCAACUCGUCCAAGUUCUGCUCGAGUUGUCGCCGAAGCUGCAAUGAAAGGAGGAAGUGACCUGGAUCUUCCACAAUCAUCAGAGUCAUCAAUACUCCAACUAAGAAAAGCACUUGCUGCUCGACUCAAAGCCGAAGUCGUCAAUAAAUAAAUUUCAACAAACUAGAAAAGAAAAAUAAUAUAAUAUAAAAAAAUAAAAAAAUGUGUUAAGAAAAAUUCUUGAAAAAUUUGCUAACAAAUUUUCCAAUUAAUACACAG
Molecule: messenger RNA, 1366 nt
Organism: Leptopilina heterotoma
Lineage: Eukaryota; Metazoa; Arthropoda; Insecta; Hymenoptera; Figitidae
Product: cilia- and flagella-associated protein 36
Exons: 5
Coding region: 228-1259 (343 amino acids)
Cellular component (GO): ciliary base; axoneme
Source: RefSeq, a predicted model, not a curated record